Molecule: messenger RNA, 3671 nt
Organism: Athalia rosae (coleseed sawfly)
Lineage: Eukaryota; Metazoa; Arthropoda; Insecta; Hymenoptera; Athaliidae
Product: calcium/calmodulin-dependent protein kinase type II-like
Exons: 8
Coding region: 500-3010 (836 amino acids)
Biological process (GO): positive regulation of apoptotic process; protein phosphorylation; intracellular signal transduction
Cellular component (GO): nucleus
Molecular function (GO): ATP binding; protein serine/threonine kinase activity
Source: RefSeq, a predicted model, not a curated record
GAGAGGCGAAGAAGAGGCUGUUCGUCCGCCGACUUCGAGGUUCACAUAAGCCAGCGGAUCGCUCUGCGGCAUUAUAAUAAUAACGCGCGUUCAGAGUUAAUUCUUUACCGCGCGUAGAGCGCCUCCGGCCUGGCGUUACUGACCGAAAUAUUUGCGACCCACUAAUACAACGUUCAUCGACGGAACAACUCCGCGCGAAUCAGAGAAAAUUUUUUUGGUCCUAGUCCUUUUUGAGUACGGUAGCCGUAAACGGUGUGCCCCUGUUAUACGCUGCUUCUGCUGGAAGAGAGAGAGAGAGACAGAGAGAGAGAUAGCGGAGUCCCUUUCGUAGAUUGUAUUAUCGUUUCGCCCUUCGCCGUGGAGAAGUUCUGCAGGGGCAGAGAGACAGAUGAUUCGGGUGGAUGAAAGCGACCCGGUGGGCGAAUCGGACGAUCGUUUUUCGGAGAAGUAGAGGAGGAGAAGGAGGAACUUUAAACGAUCGAACUGCGCUCGCGACGCUAUGCGUUUCGAGAAAACGAGGAAAUCGAAUUACUCUGCAAUACCACGACACCAGGAGGGUGGGAGAGAUCCGAGUUUCCGAGCAGAUUCAAUUUGCCGAAGCAACAAAAUCGAACCGAGUUUCCCCUACCGUGACGUUACAGUUCGGCGUGGUGUUCAGUUUUCAGAUCAUUAUGACAUUGAAUCAGAAGUUGGUCGGGGAAAAUUCGGCACGGUCUACAGGUGCAAGGAGAAAUCGAGCGGUCUCGCCCUGGCUGCAAAAGUCGUCAACACCGGACGAAAGGAGGACAGAAGGGCGGUGGAAAGAGAAGUCGAGAUCAUGAGGAGGCUCCAACAUCCCCGUUUGAUACAAUUAUACGACGCCAUUGCCGCGAACAAUAACAUUUACGUAAUAUUGGAACUGAUCGAGGGUGGCGAACUCUUCGAGAGGGUGAUCGACGAUGACUUUGUACUGACCGAGAGAAGCUGCGCGGUAUUUAUGAGACAGAUAUGCGAAGGUAUCGAAUUCGUGCACGGACAGAACAUCCUGCACCUCGACCUCAAGCCCGAGAAUAUUUUGUGCCUUACGAAAGAAGGUAACAGAAUAAAGAUCAUAGACUUUGGUCUGGCUAGGACGUACGACCCGGACAAAAAGCUCCAGGUACUAUUUGGCACCCCAGAGUUCGUCGCACCCGAAGUCGUUAAUUUUGAUCAGAUCGGUUUCGGUACUGACAUGUGGAGUAUCGGCGUGAUUUGCUACGUUCUGCUGUCGGGACUCUCUCCAUUCAUGGGUGACACUGAUGUCGAAACAAUGGCGAACGUAACAAUUGCGAAAUAUGAUUUCGACGAUGAAGCUUUCGCCGAGAUAUCUCAAGAGGCGAAGAAUUUCAUUAAGAGUCUUCUCGUUAAAGAUAAAGGGGGGCGCGCUUCGGCGACGCAGUGCCGAGCUCACCCCUGGCUGCGCCGGAAGAGUACCCCUGCUCUCGCCCCUCGACAAAAAAACCCUCCUCUGCAGCCGGAAGUGCCUUCUGUAGCGCCCGCGGCGAAAGAUAUCCAGGCGAGAAACGGGGCGAGAGACGAACUCGAAGUAGCCAAGGACAAUCUGAGGCUGUUCGUGGAGCGGUGGCGCGAACAUCCCGACAGUCCCUACGCGGUAGAUGGCCCCGGGUGCCGACCUGACUGCACCUCUGAUCUUGCGGAUUCCCUUGUUGCUGGUUUAGAAUCCGUCUCGACGCGAGGACAAAGCCCUUCGCCCUGCGGAAGCCUCUGCAGUUCGGUCGACUCGGCGAAUCCGAUAGAAAGUGGUCUCAAUAUGCUAACCGUACCUGGCGCUGGACCAAGAGGCCCCUAUCUCGAUAGAAGAGCUUCCGAGGGAACGGCCAUAAGUCACGAUCCUGCGACCCAGAUCGUACUGGCUGAGGAAAUUAUCAAACUUUCGGAACAUCUACGCGCCAUGGCUCUCGCGCCACGCAUCGGAACCGGAAAUCCCAGCGCCCUUGGCGAGGGAACGGCCACUUCCUCCCCGUCUUCUUCUACUACGGUGACAGAGUCCGCUGGAAUCGGAAACCACAUCGAGGCAAGUUCGACAAAAAAAUCUGGGAAAAUUGAAAGGAACAACGGAACGAUGGCGACGAGUAGGCACGAGCCAAACGCGCCGUCCCCGACGAACCGAGUUCCGGAGCAGCCCGAAAUAUCGCGAGCAAAUGAAAUAUCGGAAAAAUUGUCGAGGAUCGUUACACAGAGGAAAACUAACGGCACUUCGUUCGGCGGGGUCGGUAGAUUUACGAAAAAUCAAAACGACCUCGGAGACAACGAUUCUCCCUGUACUAGCUUCGGACCCAAGACUUCCGUUACGAGGACGCGGCGAUUUCCGGAGAAAACUGAAAGCCACAUAAAGUCGCCCGGUUCUCUGGAUACUCGCAGAGCGUUCUCCAAUUCAACCUCGACGACGACGACGACGAGCACCAACGACGACGCUUCCUGGAGAACGCGCGGUACCUCGGCGAGGACGAAAUGUUUCUCGACUUUCAGCUCCUCCUCUUCCACUUCGGAGUACAAUAACGCGGAGAGUCCGAGACUGACGGUGACGACGCAUAAUAACAAUGCCUCGUCGAAAACGAGGACGGGAACGCAAUACAAGAGCGAUCCCAUAUCGAUCGAGAGAAAAUCUUCGUCGUCCUCGCAAGGGCAAAAAGAGAUCGACAUGACACCCCCGUGGCGAAAAGCAAAACUUCAUCGUUUCUCGGAAACCUGUCGCGACGUCCCUAGAAUAUCGAAUCUUCGCGAUCUUCACAGAAGUUUAAAUCUCGACGAGCCAACGAGUACCAAGAAUCUCCUGUUGCAAUUGCUCGAGGAAUGGGACGACGGGCAGACCGGGACUCGGCCGAACGGGAUCGGCAGGAAAUCGGUCAGCCUUGAUUGGUGCGGCGAAGAAUCCGUCGCCAGGCGAUCCAUGAACUCGUUAGCUGAAUAUUUCCAGUCGGAACAGCAAAAACCACCCCCUGGCGAACCAACGCCAUCCGUUCAUCGCUGAUCACCAGAUGAAUUUUGCGUCAGUUCCUAGAUACCUGCUGCUAAUCCGUUUCCCGCUGCUACUCAGGCUUUUUUUUCUUAUUAUUACGUUUUCCACACCCCCUCUAAUUAUUAAUUACCGAAUUAUUAUUUUUAUUUUUAAUUCAUUUAUUAUUUUUCGUUCUCUAUUGCCUCCAAAGUGUGUGUCGGCAAUGAUGUCCUCGCAUCUGCUUGAUAUUUAUUUUGCCUAAACGUACCACUUCCUUUGUCGGAACUUUAAAAUCAUUUUAUCAUGGGUAUCAUAUAAUAUUUUGGGGGUAUGAAAUUUGAUGAUAAAAUGGACAAAUGCCUAGUAGCGCGCAGCUUGAAUGAAUACUCUCGUACAAAAUACAUGUAUAUAUAAUCAUGUGUAAAGUUAGUUAUACCUGUAUAAUGACGAAGAGUUUUGUGAGUAUAUUUCUAUUUUUUCGAAAGGACGACAGAAAUUUUUAAACCUUGGUGGUUACGAAAGCGAGAAGACUGCAAAACUUCAUUAGUUGAACGUCGCACGUUAAAUAUACAUACCUACAAUACGCAAUCUGUAAAUGCAGUUUGAAUGCGUGUGCUUUUAAAACUGGCUACGAUACGACGAGCAAAAUAUUUUCGCCUCUAUAUUUCGCCUUUGAAUUAUGUACUCUGUACAA